UAAAUAAAUAAAUAUACUUUUUCCAAAGUUUAUGGGACCAAUUAAAAUGAGACUACAGAACUACAAACAUGGCCCGUUUGUCGCCUUGAUGACGUAGACACAAGGGGUCCUCGCGCAGUAUUGCGCGGAUUUCAAAAACAGUGCAACUUGCACACUUUGGAGUGGACCAGUUUUAAAGUUAGGUGAAGUAUUUUGAAUCGCAAAGUUACAUUUUGCGCUCUAUGCGCAAAUUACUUAUCUGUGCACCAUUUCGAGAUAGAGGAAAUUUGUGACGCAAUCAAACAGCACCGCACUGUUUGUAUUUUUAGCUAACAGCUAACCCACCUUAAACAUAUUUCUAACGAAGUAACUUCUCAUAAAUUAAUCGACAUUUACUGUGAAGUCUAGUUUACAUCUGCACUGUUUUAGUAAGCUAAAUGAGCAACUUAUUGGCUAAAAUGGUCUAAUUUAACGGCUUCGGCUGUGGUUUUCUAAAUAAGUCGUCAAUGGAGGAUAGCUCGUCUUCUUCGGUGGUAUCUGCUGUCUGUCCGCCGUCUUUUCUUCAGAGGACGCUGCAGCGUUUAUCUUCCACCCAGUGCCUGAAGCUCGCAGAGGAGGCAGCUCCUGUCGCCGYCGUUUCUCUUCAGAGGUAUUUGACAGAGCAGCCUGACGGGCAGCGGGCUGACAGCUACGCCUACGACGUGACGCUCACAGACGGGUUCUGGCGAGCCAAAUGCCUCCUUCACCCAGGUUUGAACCACCUGGUGCACAAAAACAAGCUGAAGGCCGGAGGCGACGUCCGCGUCAGCCAGUGCUCCUUUGUUUACAACGAGAGGAGACUGGGGCAUGGCUACAUUUGCAUUGAACAGCUCAGUUGUGUGGCAGAGAGGUCAGCUGUCCUGUCCAGCAUCAGUGACGUCGAGUCGCUGCCCGUGCUGGUGAAACACGGCAUGGAGAGGAGCCUGGCGCUUCUGAGGGACGUUCCCCUGCAGGUGAGCCGCAAACACUACCUGCCGCUGUGGAACAAUGACGACCCGGAGGGAGAGCUCUGGAUCUCGGGGUCUCAUUCGUCCUCUCAGACGGUUCUGGAUGUGUCUAAGGUUGCUCUUCUGAGGAGUGUGGACUCCUGCUUCAAAGUCUCAUCAAAACCUCUCCCUCUACUCGUGAAGAUAAUUCACAAGUCCAGGUUAAGAUACUAYGGAAGAUUUGGCCUGAAGAUUGAUUACCCCUAUCAGGCAUAUUUUGAAGUUGCUGACCAGAGUGGCUUGAUGUCGCUCGUGCUUUGGAACGAGCUCUGUCCUGAGUUUUACGAGAGGAUGAAAGUCGGCAGCGUGCUGUACAUCCAGAAUUACUCGCUGAAGCAGAGUUAUUCCAAGAGAUCUCGCCCACAGAUGGACCAUUACGGACUGAAGAACUUUACCUCUGUUGAAAUCUGCCUGAAUUAUCGAAACCCGGGUUCAGUCAUCACUGUGGUCUCCCCAAAGAGGGUCCUGCCUCAGUGGGGGCUGCCUCAGGUUUCCUACCAGUUCACCAGCAGGUCUGAGUUAGAAACCCUAUCCAACAACUUUGCCUAUGAUGUCAUUGGUCUGGUGACGUUCGUUGGCCGUGUUGAAAGAGUCAGAAGUAAAGGGAACAAAGCUCCAGAGAAAUACUGGACGUAUCGCUGGGUGCACGUGGUGGACGGAACGUCUGACCAGCCUUUUAUCUUGGAGCUUUUCUCCUCAUCUCAGCCUGAAAUAUUCAGCCAGAUUUGUCCAAUGACCUACCUGGUGUGCACUCAGAUGAGGGUUUGUCAGGUGGAGGGCUCAUUGCCGUACCUCACCAGCAGCUGUGAAACAGAGAUCUUCAUCACAGGGUACCACAAGGGUCAGCCAUAUGUGAGUGACCCCAGAGUGAAGAGCUUCAUCCAGUGGACCAAGACUCUGAAGGACAACGCCAUCCUGCAGAAGACGGCUGUCGGCGGCCAUUACUGUUACCCCCACCCCCCACAGAUGUUUACACAGACAGAUUCAUCAGGUCCGGCUCCUCUGGUUGCUGUGGCUGACCUGAAGACAGAGUUAGAGACUCUGCACUACAGAGAGCAUAAAAAACUUGCGAUUCAGGGACAGAUCACAGCGGUGCGCUUCAUGAAGCCCCUUCAAACCACAGAAACACAAGGAGUGGAAGAGACUGGGGUUUGGAACGCUGAGCGAGAACGAGUCGCACCAGAAUCAGCUGAGCAGACCGCAGGCUGUUCAACGUCUCCUUCCUUUGACGGCAGCUCGGCAAACAGAAGGAAAAGAAGAAUUCAGAAUAGUGAAACCACUCCGUCCUGCUUUAAUCACGGCAGCAGCUUGUCUAAAAGGAGGCCUGGAGAUACAGAGACACGAGAGCAGGAGGAAGAGGAGCUUCAACAUGAAGAACAACGUCAAGACUCUCCCGCUCUGUCCUGGGAAAGCAGCAGCUGGUGCGAGCAGCAACAAGAACUCUCCGAACACCUGUGUCCAGGCAUCCUGCACGGGGACAGCGUCUCUCGCGGCUUCACGUUGGACGAGAAGAGCGCUCUCCUGCGGUGGAGUAACCUUCAGCCUCAGCGAUGGACGUCGGAGUCAUCCUCCGACACCCUCCUCCCCGCUUCUUGUCCAGGAUACUACCAGCUCACCAUUCUGGGCAUCAAUAAACAGAUAGCGGUGGAUGCUGCGUUUUUUCCCGUCGCGCACUCAGACGACCCCCGAGCCGUCGGUCUUCCUCAGGAGCCGCACAACAACUCCAUGCUGUCCUGCCUGUCGUCAGGUUUCCUCUGCCCGCUCCGAGGUGAAACCAGCCGCAGAGAAGCCACGCCCCCUGAACCAGAGGAGAUUUUGGCAACUGCUCCCGAGCUGGAGGGCGCUCAUGUGGUCUGCAUCCUGGAUCUUUGUCAUUUGGGAGGAGAUGAGGUGGAAAUCCUGAUCAACAAGGUGUACAAAUUGACAGAAGCUACUUAAAAAUGAUAAACAUUGUUUCAAUCUGUAAGAAUAUCGCAAAUAAAUGUAUUUAUUUUUUUUGAAAGACAAAAUCGCUACUAUAUUUCUGCUAUACAUCUGCUUUGUAGUGUCUAUUUUCUAAAUAAACAAAAUACUGGCAUAAA
This is a messenger RNA of Austrofundulus limnaeus, 3085 nucleotides long. It is a transcript of the gene radx, whose product is annotated as RPA1 related single stranded DNA binding protein. NCBI's taxonomy places the organism in Eukaryota, Metazoa, Chordata, Actinopteri, Cyprinodontiformes, Rivulidae. Bases 486 to 2942 code for a protein of 818 amino acids. The record is from RefSeq and is a predicted model, not a curated record. The transcript has 15 exons. Gene Ontology annotation, molecular function: single-stranded DNA binding.